This is a messenger RNA of Adelges cooleyi (spruce gall adelgid), 3099 nucleotides long. RefSeq names its product solute carrier organic anion transporter family member 74D-like. The record is from RefSeq and is a predicted model, not a curated record. Gene Ontology annotation, biological process: sodium-independent organic anion transport; transmembrane transport. The transcript is spliced from 12 exons. The coding region runs from base 333 to 2381 and encodes 682 amino acids. Lineage: Eukaryota; Metazoa; Arthropoda; Insecta; Hemiptera; Adelgidae. Gene Ontology annotation, cellular component: membrane. Gene Ontology annotation, molecular function: protein binding.
GUUUUAUGUUCUGCCCGUACGGUGAAACAUUGCCGCUGUCGUUGUGUACGCAGUAAAUACGAUUGCCUAUACAUUGAGCCGGUCGAGGUGUGCACCACGCAUACCUACAGCGCGGUGAUGUGCACGCGCAGUGUCUUUUUGCCGUCCGACCAGAACACGUUAGGUGCGCGCGUGCAGCAAUCAUAACACCGACAUGAAGACAAUAAUAAUGGCCGCGUUACUCGUGUCCCAGAACUAACGACAGCCCGUCGCCGUUGUCGUAGAACAGCAUUGGCAUUGGCAUUGUGUCCAGGCGCAUAAACUUGUCACGGGCAUCCUUCUAAGGACACAACAUGAACAACCACCCGUAUGCACAACCUACGGUACAGCCGCACAUCGAAGACCUGCCGUCCGACUGCGGAUUACAACUUUUUGGAUUCUCUUUAUGCCGCUCUUGGAUAAGAUGUGCUACAGUCGGGAAAUAUAUAUUUACCAUAAGUGUGUUCGUAUUUUUUCAAAUGGCAUCUCAAAGAUAUUUUUUGUCAACGUUAGAGUCAAAAAAUUAUAAUGUACCUAAAGACAUAUCAAACUGGUUAUGGCUUCUUAGCGGGCUUGUUCAUUUGGUUUUGUCCACUUUUAUUGGUUACCGAGGAGGUAAACGAAACAAGUGUGCGUGGAUUGCAUUUUUCGGAGCGAUGCAAGGAGGUUUAGCUGUCUUGUUGGCGGUUAUCAAUGCUUCCGAACAUUAUGAGAUGCAACGACCAUCUGCUAUAGUUUUAGCUACAUCAGAAACACCGCUUUGUGAUUCUAUUCAUGGGGCCAUUCCAAAGGACAUACACGUUCCUUUUCACUGGGUCAAAAUCACUGUUCUGUUUCUGCUUCAAGCCAGUAUGUCUCUUGGAAGUACAGCUCUACUGGCUCUUGGUUUAGGUUUAAUUGAUGAAUCAGUAACACCUACUAGGAGUCCUGCUUUUAUUGGAGUUAUUAUCGGCUCAUCACUAUUAGGACUUCAAGCCGGCCUAGUAGUCGGCAAGUAUGCGUUCCACGUGAGCGCUAUGUCUAAUUUGGCCGGAGAUCUUGUGUGGCUUAUCAUUGGUUUAAUUUUGAUUGGCGUAUCAUUUCUUGUCGCAUUGUUCCCAAGCAGAUUAAUAACAAGCAGAGCAUCAACAUUGAUACGUAACAGUUCUAUUUAUAGAAACAAUAGACAUGAUUUCAGAAGCACGCUAGUAAGGAUAUUUGAAAGCAAAUUAAUUUUGUCUAACAUUAUUGCUAUUUCAUGUGUUUAUACCGUGUUAGUCAAUACAAUUUACGAAGAGCCCAAUUACAUGGAAUCCGUAUUUUUUGUACCAAAACAUACUUCUGACGCUACUGAUCAAAAUACUAUAAUAAUUGAUUUAUUGAGAUAUCCUCUAGCGGCUGUUUGUGUUUUUUUGUCUGGUUUAUUAAUAUGUGUCACACAGCCUAGAGCUACGUUAUUGACCGCUUGGAAUAUCGGUAUAAUCUGUUUGGUGACUAUAUUACUAUUUUGUAGCAUGUUUCUCCGUUGUUCUAAAAUACAAGUUCACAAUCAAAUAACUCACAAGUUUGAUUUAAAAGAAUAUUGUAAUAGAGAUUGCAAUUGUCCCGCCAAUCUUCCUUUCGAACCAGUGUGCUCGUCUAUGAGCCAUAUUGUGUAUUAUUCCCCUUGCCACGCAGGAUGUAGGGCUCAAGGCCUCUACUCUAGACAAGAAUACGUUGGUUGUGCUUGUGUGAACACGGAAUCAGCUAGCAAACGAGCAUGUUACGAUCAUAACUGCCAACAGAUGAAUGUCGGCUAUCAAUCAAUAUCGGUUCUUAUCUUAUCGUUGUUGAGCACAUGUAUAGUGGGUACCAUUGUUCUGUUGUUAAGGAGCGUAGAACCAGAUGAUCGUACGACUGUUAUAGGAUUUGCUGUUACGGUUAUCUGUUUAAUCGGCCAUGUGCCUGGCAAAAUAUUGUACCUCUUCGUUGGACAUCUGACUUGUAUUUUAUAUGAUGACAACGGCCAGUGUCGUUUAAACGGAUCAGCCACAUUUUCAACUUUUUUGAGCUUGUCAAACAUAUGUAUACUUAUGACUGCAGCAGCGCUCUACUCUUGUGUAUGUUUACUAACGAAACACAUGCGCCCUUAUGGAGGUAUGGAUGUCAUAAAAAAAUCAAUCAUAAGUUCAGUAUCAAGCCCGUUGAGCCCAUUAACACCCCCUGGCUUCGAAGAACGCGUAUCCACUCCAACCAGGAAACCACCCAAAAGAAGGCCAUCGGAUUUACAAUUUUCUGACGACCACAAUACUAAUAUUGAUUUUACGAGGCACACAGAUGACUAUUCACCCAGAAGUCCAGGGACGACAUUGAGGGAAGGGGGUGUCUUAACUACUCUGUUGUAAAAAUAUAAAUUAUAAUAGGUUGUGUAAAAUAUUAUUAUGUUCCACAAAAUCCAUUAGCGGAAUUAUCAAUCAAAUGUUGGGUACUUUAAUAAUAGUAGUUACUAUAUAUUAUUUAAACUAUAAAUCAAAGAUAACAACGCCAUUUAUAUUUUGUAAAAAUAAACUAUAACGUCUAGUCGAGUUAUUAACAUAAAACUUAAAGCGCGAUGUACCUUUUUUUAAGAAAAUAAGUUUAAAAAUCAAUGUGCAAUGAAUUAAAGUGAAUUGAAAUGGGAUUUGGUUUAGUUACAUUAUUACGAUUUAUUGCUAACUAAUGUUUACCAAUAUAAUAUGAUGAAAUAGGUUGAAUCUGUGUUGUAUAGGAAAAACUUAAUUAUAAUUCAAUAAAAUAUAUGAAUACUUAGUAACUUUUACAAUUACUUCACUUGGGUUCGUUUUUUGUUUAAUUUAGUUUUGUAUAAAUUAAUGAGAUAUGACUAAAUACUAAACACAUUUUAAUUACUUUCAAAUCUUAUUAACUAAAACACACUAUAUUUUUUAAACUAUUUUCAUAAACCCUUCAAUGGGAAAUCAUGCAAAUUUAAAAUAAUUUACAUUGAGAACUGUGUACUGUGUAUAAUAACUAAUUAUAUAAUUGUACAUAUCAGUAUCAAAAAUAUAAAGUAACACCAAUAAAAACUCAUAACGUUAUAAUUCUGCCAUUUAAUGUUUGAUAGUU